Molecule: messenger RNA, 10855 nt
Organism: Suncus etruscus (white-toothed pygmy shrew)
Lineage: Eukaryota; Metazoa; Chordata; Mammalia; Eulipotyphla; Soricidae
Gene: CSMD1
Product: CUB and Sushi multiple domains 1
Exons: 70
Coding region: 1-10677 (3558 amino acids)
Source: RefSeq, a predicted model, not a curated record
AUGACCGCGCCGCUCGAGCUCGCGGGGCCGCUGUUGCUGUGCGCCGGGCUCCUGGCCGCCGCCAAGGGCCAGAACUGUGGUGGUUUGGUGCAGGGCCCCAAUGGCACCAUUGAAAGCCCCGGCUUCCCACAUGGUUAUCCCAACUAUGCCAACUGCACAUGGAUCGUGAUCACGGGGGAGCGCAACCGGAUCCAGCUGUCCUUCCACACAUUCGCGCUGGAGGAGGACUUUGACAUUCUCUCCGUGUAUGAUGGGCAGCUCCAGCAAGGCAACCUUAAAGUAAGGCUGUCGGGAUUCCAGCUGCCAUCUUCCAUAGUGAGCUCAGGCUCCAUCCUCACUCUCUGGUUCACAACAGACUUUGCUGUGAGCGCUCAAGGAUUUAAAGCCCUGUAUGAAGUGUUGCCAAGCCACACAUGCGGAAAUCCGGGAGAGGUCCUGAAGGGCGUCCUCCAUGGCUCACGGUUCAACAUCGGGGACAAGGUCCGCUAUAGCUGCCUGUCAGGCUAUGUCCUGGAGGGCCAUGCCAGCCUCACCUGCAUCGUCAGCCCCGGCAAUGGCGCAUCCUGGGACUUCCCAGCUCCUUUCUGCAGAGCCGAGGGCUCCUGUGGGGGGACCCUCCGUGGUACCAGCAGCAGCAUCUCCAGCCCCCACUUCCCCUCGGAAUACGAGAAUAAUGCGGACUGCACCUGGACCAUCCUGGCUGAGCCUGGGGACACGAUCGCCUUGGUCUUCACUGACUUCCAGCUGGAGGAUGGCUACGACUUCCUGGAGAUCAGCGGGACUGAUGCCCCCUCCAUCUGGCUCACAGGCAUGACUCUGCCAGCCCCGGUCAUCAGCAGCAGGAACUGGCUGCGUCUGCACUUUACCAGUGACAGCAACCACCGGCGAAAGGGCUUCACCGCACAGUUUCAGGUGAAAAAGGCCAUUGAGCUCAAGUCCCGGGGCGUGAAGCUGCCACCAGGCAAGGACAGCAACCACAAGAUCUCUGUCCUGAGCCAGGGAGGCGUGGCCUUAGUCUCUGACAUGUGUCCAGAUCCAGGAACCCCAGAAUAUGGCCGAAGAACUGGCUCAGACUUCAGGGUCGGGGCCAGCAUCCACUUCUCCUGUGAGGACAGCUACGUGCUCCAAGGCUCCAAAAGCAUAACAUGCCAGAGGGUGACAGAGACGCUGGCUGCCUGGAGUGACCACCGACCUAUCUGCCGAGCAAGGACGUGCGGGUCAAACCUUCGAGGGCCCAGUGGCAUCAUCACCUCCCCCAACUAUCCCGUCCAGUAUGAGGACAAUGCACACUGUGUAUGGGUCAUCACCACUUCGGACCCUGAUAAGGUCAUCAAGCUCGCCUUUGAGGAGUUCGAACUGGAGCGUGGCUACGACACCCUGACAGUCGGCGAUGCAGGGAAAGUGGGUGACACCAGGACAGUCUUGUAUGUCCUCACUGGCUCCAGCGUCCCCGACCUCAUCGUCAGCAUGAGCAACCAGAUGUGGCUGCACCUUCAGUCCGAUGACAGCAUCGCCUCCCCCGGAUUCAAGGCUGUUUACCAAGAGAUCGAGAAGGGCGGCUGUGGGGACCCAGGUGUCCCUGCCUACGGAAAACGGACAGGCAGCAGCUUCCUGCAUGGAGACUCACUCACAUUCGAGUGCCAGGCGGCCUUCGAGCUAGUGGGCGAGCGAGCGAUCACAUGCCAGCAGAACAACCAGUGGUCGGGGAACAAGCCCAGUUGCGUGUUUUCGUGUUUCUUCAACUUCACCACCUCCUCGGGCGUCAUCCUCUCCCCAAAUUACCCAGAGGAAUAUGGCAACAAUAUGAACUGCGUGUGGCUCAUCAUCGCAGAGCUGGGCAGCCGGAUCCAUCUCAUCUUCAAUGACUUCGACGUGGAGCCCCAGUUUGACUUUCUGGCGGUGAAGGAAGAGACUGUCUCUGAGAUGACUGUGCUGGGGACAUUCUCAGGCAAUGAGGUGCCUUCCCAACUGGCCAGUAGCAGCCACAUCAUCCGCCUGGAGUUCCAGUCAGACCACUCCACCACGAGCAGAGGGUUCAACAUAACAUACACUACCUUUGGCCAGAAUGAGUGUCAUGACCCGGGGAUACCUGUUAAUGGACGGAGGUUUGGGGACCGUUUCCUGCUGGGGAGCUCCGUGUCAUUCCACUGUGAUGAUGGCUUUGUAAAGACCCAGGGCUCUGAGUCCAUCACCUGCACCCUGCAAGAUGGGAAUGUGGUCUGGAGCUCCAGCGUGCCCCGGUGUGAAGCCCCAUGUGGUGGACACCUGACAGCCCCAAGUGGGGUCAUCUUGCCCCCCGGAUGGCCGGGAUACUAUAAAGAUUCUUUAAAUUGCGAGUGGAUCAUUGAAGCCAAACCAGGACACUCCAUCAAGAUCACUUUUGAUAGGUUUCAGACCGAGGUCAAUUACGACAUUCUGGAGGUGCGGGACGGCCCUGCCGGCUCAUCCCCGCUCAUUGGCGAGUUCCACGGCACACAGGCCCCACAGUUCCUGAUCAGCUCCGGCAGCUUCCUGCACCUGCUCUUCAGCACCGACAGCAGCCGGGCCAGUGUGGGCUUCCUCAUCCACUAUGAGAGCGUUACACUGGAGUCUGACUCCUGCCUCGACCCCGGCAUCCCUGUCAAUGGACACAGGCAGGGCAGCAGCUUCAGCAUUGGGUCCAAAGUGACCUUCAGCUGCGACCCUGGCUACACAUUGAGUGCAGAUGAGCCCCUUGUGUGCGACAGCAGCCACCAGUGGGACCGCGUGCUUCCCAGCUGUGACGCACUGUGUGGUGGCUACAUCCAGGGAAGGAGUGGGACCAUCCUCUCUCCUGGCUUCCCUGACUUCUACCCAAACUCGCUGAACUGCACCUGGACCAUCGAGGUGUCCCAUGGGAAGGGAGUGCAACUGAGCUUCCACACUUUCCACCUGGAGAGCUCCCACGACUACCUGCUCAUCACCGAGGCAGGCAGCUUCGCGGAGCCCGUGGCACGGCUAUCAGGCUCGGUACUGCCUCACACCAUCAAGGCUGGCCUGUUUGGCAACUUCACAGCCCAGCUGCGCUUCAUCUCCGACUUCUCCAUCUCCUACGAGGGCUUCAACGUCACCUUUUCAGAGUACGACCUGGAGCCCUGCGAUGACCCAGGUGUACCCGCCUUCAGCCGCAGGAUUGGCUUCCGCUUCGGUGUGGGCGACUCCCUGGCCUUCUCUUGCUUCCCGGGGUACCGCUUAGAAGGUGCAGCCAAGCUUACGUGCCUGGGUGGGGGCCGUCGUGUUUGGAGUGCGCCUCUGCCAAGGUGUGUGGCUGAAUGUGGUGCCAGUGUCCAAGGGAACAAGGGCACGUUGCUGUCCCCCAACUUCCCUUCCAACUAUGACAAUAACCAUGAGUGCAUCUACAGGAUAGAGACGGAGCCCGGCAAGGGUGUACGCCUCCAAGCUGACAGCUUCCAGCUCUCUGAGGGGGAUGUUCUCAAGGUGUUCGACGGCAGGGACAGCUCUGCCCGCCAACUGGGCUCCUUCUCCCGAAACGAGCUGUCAGGGCUGGUCCUGAACAGCACAUCCAACCAUCUGUGGCUGGAAUUCAAUACCAAUGGCUCGGGCACGGCACCUGGCUUCCAGCUCACCUACAGCAGCUUCGACCUGCUCAAGUGCGAGGACCCCGGGACUCCUAACUACGGCUACAGGAUCCGGGACGAAGGGCACUUCUCGGACACCACCGUGGUGUACAGCUGCAAUCCCGGCUACACCAUGCGUGGCAGCAGCAGCCUCACCUGCCUGAGCGGAGACCGCAGGGUGUGGGACCAGCCGCUGCCCUCCUGCGUGGCGGAGUGCGGUGGCAGGGUCCAGGCGGCCACGUCGGGGCGCAUCCUGUCUCCAGGGUACCCUGCGCCCUAUGACAACAACCUGCACUGCACAUGGGUGGUAGAGGCGGACCCUGGAAAGACCAUCAGCCUGCACUUCAUCGUGUUCGACACCGAGCUGGCCCACGACAUCCUGCGCGUGUGGGACGGGCCGCUGGAGGCUGCCCUUCUGCUCCGGGAGUGGAGCGGCUCAGCCCUCCCGGGCGACGUGCACAGCACCUUCAGCUCGCUGACUCUGCAGUUCCUCAGCGACUUCUUCAUCAGCAAGUCCGGCUUCUCCAUCCAGUUCUCCACAUCCAUCGCAUCCACCUGCAAUGACCCGGGCAUGCCCCAGAAUGGCACUCGCUAUGGGGACAGCCGUGAGCCGGGGGACACGGUCACCUUCCAGUGCGACUCGGGCUACCAACUCCAAGGUCAGGCGAAGGUCACCUGCGUACAGCUGAACAACCGCUUCUUCUGGCAGCCAGACCCACCCACCUGCAUGGCGGCAUGUGGCGGGAAUCUGACAGGCCCGGCGGGAGUCAUCUUGUCCCCCAACUACCCACAGCCGUACCCCCCAGGGAAGGAGUGUGACUGGAGGAUCAGGGUGAACCCCGACUUUGUCAUCGCCUUGAUAUUCAAAAGCUUCAACAUGGAGCCCAGCUAUGACUUCCUGCACAUCUACGAGGGCAGCGACUCCAACAGCCCCCUGGUGGGCAGCUUCCAGGGCACGCAGGCGCCCGACCGGGUGGAGAGCAGCGGCAACAGCCUGUUCCUAGCCUUCCGCAGUGACGCCUCCGUCGGCCUGUCAGGCUUUGCAAUUGAGUACAAAGAGAAACCUCGGGAAGCCUGUUUUGACCCCGGAAACAUCAUGAAUGGGACCAGGAACGGGUCUGACUUCAAGCUGGGCUCGACCGUGAUCUACCAGUGUGACUCAGGCUACAGGAUGGAUGAGCCUGCAUCCAUCAGCUGCGUGAUUGGGGUGGAUGGCAAACCUGCCUGGAGCCACGCACUGCCUACCUGCACUGCUCCCUGCGGAGGCCAGCACGAGGGGUCAGAGGGCGUUGUCCUAUCUCCGAACUACCCACACAACUACACGGCUGGUCAGAUCUGCCUCUACUCCAUCACGGUGCCUAAGGAAUUUGUGGUAUUUGGGCAGUUUGCCUAUUUCCAAACAACACUGAAUGAUUUGGUAGAACUAUUUGAUGGAACAAAUCCUCAGGCCAGACUGCUCAGCUCCCUCUCUGGUUCUCAUUCAGGUGAGACGUUACCUUUGGCAACUUCAAAUCAAAUCCUCCUCCGGUUCAGCGCAAAGAGUGGAGCAUCUGCCCGAGGCUUCCACUUUGUCUAUCAAGCUGUGCCACGCACCAGUGACACGCAAUGCAGUUCAGUCCCCGAGCCCAGGUAUGGCCGGAGAAUCGGCUCCGAGUUCUCGGCAGGCUCCAUCGUCCGCUUUGAGUGCAACCCCGGCUACCUGCUGCAGGGCUCCACAGCCAUCCGCUGCCGGGCAGUGCCCAAUGCACUGGCCCAGUGGAACGACACGGUGCCCAGCUGCGUGGUUCCCUGCAGUGGCAACUUCACACAGAGGCGGGGAACCAUCCUAUCCCCAGGAUACCCAGAGCCCUAUGGGAACAACUUAAAUUGUGCUUGGAAGAUCAUAGUUACCGAGGGGUCUGGAAUUCAGAUUCAGGUGAUCAGUUUUGCCACCGAGCAGAACUGGGACUCUCUGGAGAUCUAUGAUGGUGGCGACAUGACUGCCCCACGGCUAGGGAGCUUCUCAGGGACCACAGUACCUGCCCUGCUCAACAGCACAUCCAACCAGCUCUUCCUGCACUUCCAGUCGGACAUCAGUGUCGCAGCCGCAGGCUUCCACCUGGAAUACAAAACUGUGGGUCUUGCUGCCUGUCAGGAGCCUGCCCUGCCUAGCAAUGCCAUCAAGACUGGGGACCGCUACAUGGUCAAUGAUGUGGUGUCCUUCCAGUGUGAACCUGGCUACACUCUGCAGGGCCGCUCACACAUUUCCUGUAUGCCUGGGACUGUCCGACGCUGGAACUACCCGCCUCCACUCUGCAUUGCGACCUGUGGAGGGACCCUGAGCAGCCUAGGGGGCGUGAUCCUGAGCCCUGGCUUCCCCGGCGCGUACCCCAACAACCUGGACUGUGUCUGGCGAAUCUCCCUGCCUGUCGGCUAUGGCAUCCACGUGCAGUUCCUGAACUUCUCCACGGAGGCCAACCAUGACUACCUGGAGAUCCAAAAUGGGCCCUUCCACACCAGCCCCAUGAUUGGGCAGUUCAGCGGCCCCGACCUGCCACCCGCCCUGCUGAGCACCACCCAUGAGACACUCGUGCACUUCUCCAGUGACCAUUCCCAGAACCGCCCAGGCUUCAAGUUCACCUACCAAGCCUAUGAGUUGCAGACCUGCCCGGCUCCACCCCCCUUCCCCAACGGCUACCUGGUGAGCUCAGACCUGAGUGUGGGUCAGUCACUGACCUUCCGGUGCUACCCCGGCUAUGUGCUUGUGGGCUCCCCAGUGCUCACCUGCCGGCAUGGCAGCGACCGCAGCUGGAACCAUCCCUUCCCCACAUGCGACGCCCCGUGUGGCUACAACAUCACGGCGCAGAAUGGGACCAUCUAUUCACCUGGCUUCCCUGACGAGUACCCGAUCCUCCAAGACUGCACCUGGCUGGUCACGGUGCCGCCGGGCCAUGGGGUCUACAUCAACUUCUCCCUGCUGCAAACGGAGGCCGUCAAUGACUACAUCGCAGUGUGGGACGGGCCAGACCCCGAGGCCCCGCAGCUGGGCAUCUUUAGCGGGAACACAGCCCUGGAGACGGCCUACAGCUCCACCAACCAGGUUCUGCUCAAGUUCCACAGUGACUUCUCCAACGGUGGCUUCUUCGUGCUCAACUUCCAUGCCUUUCAGUUGAAGAAGUGCCCUCCACCCCCGGCUGUCCCGCAGGCGGAAAUGCUCACAGAGGGUGAGGAGUUUGAAAUAGGAGACUCUGUAAACUACCAGUGCCACCCUGGGUACACCCUGUCAGGCCCUGACAUACUCGCCUGCAAGCUCGGAGCCCAGCUGCAGUUCGAAGGGCCACCGCCAACCUGCGAAGCGCAAUGCCCAGAUAACGAAGUCCGCACUGACUCAUCCGGCGUCAUCCUCAGCCCUGGGUACCCGGGAAACUACUUCAACUCACAGACAUGCUCCUGGAGGAUCCGUGUGGAGCCGCAGUUCAAUGUCACACUGCUUGUGGACUCAUUCCAGAGCGAGAGGCAGUUUGAUGCCCUCGAGGUGUUCGAUGGUUCUUCGGGCCAGAGCCCCCUCCUGGUGGUGCUCAGUGGCAACCAUACCAAGCAGUCCAACUUCACCAGCAAAAGCAACCAGCUCUAUCUCCGCUGGUCCACUGACCAUGCCACCAGCAAGAAGGGCUUCAAGAUCCGCUAUGCAGCGCCCUAUUGCAGCCUGACUCACACCCUGAAAAAUGGGGGCAUCCUGAACAGGACAACGGGAGCUCCAGGCAGCAAGGUCCAUUACUUCUGCAAGUCCGGAUACCACAUGAUUGGACGCAGCAACGCCACCUGCAGGCGCAGCCCCGAGGGCUUCUACCAGUGGGAUGCCCUCACCCCCAUCUGCCAGGCUGUGUCCUGUGGGAUCCCCGAGAGUCCUGGCAAUGGUUCCUUCAUGGGCAGCGAGUUCACGCUCAAUAGCAAAAUUAUCUACACCUGCCACGAGGGCUUCUCACUCGAGCCAGGCAUGCAGGCCACAGCCGUGUGCAUGGAGGACGGGCAGUGGAGCACCAGGGGCCGCCCACCCACCUGCCACCCUGUCACCUGUCCUGGGGUGGAGACCCAGCUGUCAGAGCAUGUCACCUGGAGAUUGCUGGCGGGUACCCUCAAUGAGUUCGGGGCCCAGGUGCUGCUCAGCUGCAGUCCGGGCUAUGCACUGGAGGGCCGCCGGCUGCUGCAGUGCCAGGCCAAUGGGACAUGGAGCACUGGAGAAGAGCAGCCGCGGUGUCGAGUCAUCUCCUGUGGCCGCCUGUCCUCCCCGCCGAAUGGGAACAAGAUCGGGACGCUGACGGUGUUCGGGGCCACAGCCAUCUUCACCUGCAACACAGGGUACACGCUGGUGGGCUCCCACGUACGUCAGUGCCUGGCCAACGGGCUGUGGGGUGGCUUCGAGACCCGCUGCCUGGCUGGGCACUGUGGCUCUCCAGACCCCAUUGUGAAUGGGCACAUCAGCGGGGAUGGCUCCAGCUACCGGGACACGGUGGUCUACCAGUGCAACCCUGGCUUUCGCCUGGUCGGCACAUCAGUCAGGAUCUGUCUACAAGAUCACAAGUGGUCCGGACUGACGCCUGUGUGUGUCCCCAUCUCCUGUGGCCACCCCGGGAACCCUGCCCGUGGCUUCACCAAUGGCUCUGAGUUCAACCUGAAUGACGUGGUGAACUUCACCUGCAUGGCAGGCUACAUGCUAUGGGGCGUUGCCCGGGCACAAUGCCGCAGCAGCGGUCAGUGGAGCAGCCCACUACCCACCUGCAGAGUCGUGAACUGCUCGGACCCAGGCCAUGUGGAAAACGCCAUUCGCCAUGGACCACAGAGCGUCCCUGAGAGCUUUGAAUACGGCACAAGCAUCAUGUACCACUGCAAGAGGGGUUUCUACAUGCUGGGGUCUGCAGCCCUCACCUGCACAGCCAGCGGCCACUGGGACCGCUCCCGCCCCAAGUGCCAGAUGAUAUCGUGUGGGCACCCCGGGAUACCAGCUAAUGCCAUCCUAGCUGGAGACGUGUUCACCUAUGAGGCUGUGGUCAACUACUCCUGCAAAGGGAGCCGGAGCCUCAUCGGCAACAGCACCCGAGUUUGCCAAGAGGACAGUCACUGGAGCGGGUCUCUGCCCCACUGCACAGGAAACAGCCCUGGGCUCUGUGGGGACCCUGGUACCCCAGCCCAUGGCUCUCGUCUGGGAGAGGAGUUCAAGACCAAGAGUGUCCUGCGCUUCUCCUGCGAAGUGGGCUACCAGCUGCGGGGCUCAGCCGAGAGGACUUGUCUGCACAAUGGAUCCUGGUCAGGGCUGCAGCCUGCCUGUGAGGCUGUGUCCUGCGGGAACCCAGGCACACCCACCCACGGUAGGGUCAUCAGCAGUGACGGCACCCUCUUCUCCAGCUCUGUGGUCUACUCCUGCUGGGAGGGCUACCACACGGCUGGGCUCACCACGCGCCACUGCACAGCCAAUGGCACCUGGACGGGCACUGCCCCUGACUGCACGGUCAUCAGCUGUGGUGACCCAGGCGGCCUGGCCAAUGGCAUCCAGUUUGGCACCGACUUCACCUUCAACAAGACUGUGAGCUUCCAGUGCAACCCUGGCUUCCUGAUGGAGCCCCCUACGGCGCCCAUCCUCCGCUGCACCCAAGACGGCUCCUGGACACAUGGCAAACCCCGCUGCAAAGCUGUGCUGUGUGGGCAGCCCCCAGCCAUCCUGCAAGGCACCGUGGAGGGCACAGACUUCCGCUGGGGGGCCAGCAUCAGCUACCGCUGUGCACCCGGCUUCCAGCUGUCCCACCCAGCCAUCCUGUCCUGUGAAGGUCACGGCGUGUGGCGUGGGGAUCCCCCACAGUGCUUGCCUGUGUUCUGCGGAGACCCCGGCACCCCAGCCCAGGGAUGGCUCAGCGGGGAGACCUUCACCUACAGAGCCGAGGUCUCCUUCCAGUGCAAGGCGCCCUUUCUUCUGGUGGGCUCUUCCCGUAGGCGCUGCCGGGCCGAUGGCACCUGGAGUGGUGUCCAGCCAGUCUGCAUUGAUCCAGCUCACAACGCCUGCCCUGACCCAGGAACCCCACACUUUGGGAUACAGAACAGCUCACGGGGCUACGAGGUGGGCAGCACUGUGUUCUUCAGGUGCCGCAAGGGCUACCACGUGCAGGGCUCUACCACGCGCACAUGCCUGUCCAACCUCACCUGGAGCGGGCUGCCGGCUGAGUGCAUCCCUCACACCUGCAGGCAGCCAGAGACGCCGGCACAUGUGGACGUGCAGGCCAUGGACCUGCCUGCCUUCGGCUACACCCUGGUCUACACCUGCCACCCUGGCUUCUUCCUGGCUGGGGGCUCUGAGCACAGGACCUGCAAGGCAGACAUGAGGUGGACGGGGAAAUCGCCCAUCUGCAAAAGUAAAGGAGUGAGAGAAGUUAAUGAAACAGUUACUAAAACUCCAGUUCCCUCAGACGUGUUCUUCCUGGGCUCAGUCUGGAAGGGCUACUACGAGUACCUGGGGAAGAGGCAGUUGGCCACGCUCACUGUGGACGCCUUCAAUGCCACCAGCAGCAAGGUCAAUGCAACCUUCAAGGACAUGGCACAGGCGGAGCUAAGGCUGGCAGGUGUCUACAAGAAGGAGGAGGCCCACCUGCUCCUGAGAGCCUUCCAGACCACAGGCCUGGCCGACAUCUUUGUCAGCAAGUUUGAGGAUGACGAGUGGGCGCUAGAUGGUUAUGUGUCUUCAGGCCUUGAAAGAGGAGGGUUCACUUUCCAAGGGGACAUCAAAGGGAAGGACUUUGGCAAGUUCAAGCUGGAAAGACAAGAUCCCUUCAGCAAUGGCCCCGACCCUCCCGGCCACCACCAGGGCACCAACAGCGGCUCUGUGGCGGCUGCCAUUCUGGUGCCCUUCUUUGCUCUUAUUCUGUCAGGGUUUGCCUUUUACCUCUACAAACACAGGUCAAGACCCAAAGUGCAGUACAACGGCUAUGCCGGGCAUGAGAACAGCAACGGGCAGGCGUCGUUCGAGAACCCCAUGUACGAUACGAACUUGAAGCCCACAGAGGCCAAGGCCGUGCGCUUCGACACGACCCUGAACACAGUGUGCACCGUGGUCUAGCCCUCGCGUGCGCUCACAGCCAUACCUCCCACGGACCUGCAGGAAUUCCUCGGUGCCAUUAACCCCAUCCCUCCAGCUUCGCUGACCGACACCCCUCAGGCGAGGGCGCUGUGGCCAGGGGGACAGAUGGGCCACAGGGAUGCCCUGGUGUGGGGCCAGGCAUGACGCACGGCAUGGG